CUGCAGAACAGGGAGUGAGGUUGCACUGUAUAAUGGAAUCAUGCAAAAGGAAAAAAGUCUCCUGGCUGUUAAUGGCCGUUUUUGACUCUUGUCAGUUUGAAGUUAAAUGUUUGGUUGCUAGGGAAUAGAACUAAAUCAGUGCCUGCAGUAAAACUUUAUCAUUUGUUACAAAAAUCUGCAAUUCUCCCUGGGGCCAUCAGGUUCCCCUUCUGGCCUGCCCAGUAGUAUGUUCAUGUAGGUGCUUAGUUGCUUAGUCAUGUCUGACUCUUUGUGACCCUAUGAACUGUAGCCUGCCAGGCUCUUCUGUCCAUGGGAUUCUCUAGGCAAGAAUACUGGAGUGGGUUGCUAUUCCCUUCUCCAGGGGAUCUUUCUGACCCAGGAAUCACACCCAGGUCUCCUGCAUUGCAGGCAGAUUCUUUACCAUCCAGAUACCAACAUUUCUACGGCCCUUGAGACUGUGCUGUGGGAUCCACCUUGUAAAUAUAUCCAUUGACUAAAAACUGUCGAAUGAACAGCAUGUUAGGUGUCACCAUGUACCUGCACUGUGUGAAACCCUGAGCGUGACAAAGACAAAAAUAUGUAAGGCAGGAUCCCUGUCUUGAAGGCUCUUGAAAUCUACCUUUGUCAAAAAGCAAUUGGCAGACCUUAUUUGUUAAAGUAACAUUCUUUUUUUUUAAUUAACAUAUUGUUGAUUUACAAUGUCAUGUUAGUUUCAGGUGUGCGCCAAAGUGAUUGAGUUUUAUAUAUAAUAUAUAUAUUAUCUAUGCAUGCUAAGUAGCUUCAGACGUGUCCAGCUGUUUGUGACCCUAUGGACUGUAGUCCUACAGGCUUCUCUUUCCAUAGGUUUCUCCAGACAAGAAUACUGGAGUGGGUAAACAUUCCCUUCUCCAGGGGAUCUUUCUGACCCACAGGUUGAACCCGAGUCUCUUAUGUCUCCUGCAUUUGCAGGCCAGUUCUUUACCACUAACCCCACCUGGGAAGCCCUACAUUCUCUGUAACAUAUAUUAUAGAUAAUAUAUAUUGUUUUUCAGAUUCUUUUCUAUUAUAGCUUAUUACAAGAUAUUGAAUAUAGUUCUCUGUGAUAUACAGUAGGUCCUUGUUGUUUAUCUUUUACAUAUAGUUGUGUGUAUCUGUUAAUCCCAAACUCCUAAUUUGAAGAGGAGGAAUAAAUCAGGAGUAAAGUGACAUUCUUAAUAGUACCAUAAAUCAAUUAUUAGAAAGCCAGUUGAUUUAAAGCCUAAAAUAAUGGGGUCUUUUUUUCCUCCUUGAUUUAUUAUAAUAAGCACCCUCAGUGACUAAUUAUUACGGGUGAGGUCCAACAUUAAUUAGGUUUAUACAGAAUUCUGCUGUAAACAGUAAUUUUGCAUUUGAUUAGUACAAUGAGCUGAUUCAUAAAGUAACUUUUAUUUGUAAACAUUUGUUGCAGACUUUAAAAACUCACUAAAAUCUAGGUGCUUCAGUUCUUCCUUUUCCUUAAAAAGAGAAAUUGAAAUCCCUGGAUAAAAUUUCCUCAUUAAAAUAGUAUGGGCAAAAUUACAAUAUCAAGUAGAGUCAUUCAAUAAAGAAGGAAAAAUUCUACUUUUUAAAUAACUAUUUAUGACUUAUUGGCUAAUGAUCUUGGGGUUAUUGGAAAUCUACAUGGGACAGUUGGGGGAUAGUUUGGAUUGUGAAGGUAAUCUGGCUUAGAUUUGAAUUCCAGCCAUGUGACCUCAGGCAAAUGAGUAAUAACCCUGGGCCUCAGUUUUCUCAUCUUAAAUGGAGCAGGAAAUGGCUUCACAGCGGCUUAUGAGCUGUUCAGAGAACAGAGUAAAAAGGUGCCUAACACAUAGUGGUGACUCAAUUGGUGACAGAAAAAUAGGGUUUUUUCCCCUUGGAGUGAUUUCAGGGUGCCUCCAUAUCCACUUAUAUGGAUUAUAAAAUUAAAUCUCAAGAUAUGUUACAGAAUAUAUCUGAAAUAAAAAGCAAGUGACCUCAUAUCAUGUAUUUCAAAUGAAUCCCUAAAGCUAAUGCUUUCUUUGAAAAAAAAUUUUUUUUUAAUUUGUUAAGUUAUAUUAAGUUUUUGUUGUUAAAUUAAGUAUUAUUUUACUAAUACUCUCUUUAGUAUUAAGUCUGUUUAAAACUAACCAUGUAUUUUUUUAUUGCUAAGCAUGAGGAAGGAUAAUUGCAGUGUUAUUCAUGGGCAAAUUCUAGGUAAGGAAAAAAACAGUGUAUUUUAAGGCUAAUCUCAUCAAAGAGCAGGAGAAAUGGGCAAUUGCUCAUUUUAUAUAAUUUCAUUUUUCAAGUCAUUCUAAGUUGAGUAAUUUAAAAUUUCAUAUACGUUAGUACAAAAAUACAUAGAAAUACAUCACAUAUUCCAAAGUGGCUUUCUUAAACUUUUCUUUCCAAUUUAUUACAAAUUUAAUUUAUUAUCUUUAGUGCUUGAUGACUUUAAUUACUAGUGCACCUGGAAUGAUAUUGACAGCAGGAAGACAGUCUGACUCACCUUCAGUAUUUACAGGUCUUUUCCAGUUUCCAAACCCUUCCUUAACAGUAAUUUAGAGGAGACAGGGUAGCUUCAUGGAAAGAGCUCACAAUCUGGAGUCCAAACCUGGGUGUGUGGUUCUGCCACUGUCUGCCUCUGUGACCCUGAUUAGGCAAGUUACUUAAAUUAACUUUCUCCUUUAUAGUGCUUGAAUGCCCCUUGCAAAACAAGGAUUAAAUGUGAUGACGUUUGCCAAGGUGCUUUGUACAUUGUAAAAUGCUGUACAGUUUCAGCGUACUCUAAAUUUUCAAAGCUCUAGAGCAGGUGUCAGCACAGCUUUUUUCUGUAAAGAAGCAGAGUAAAUAUUUCAGGUUUUACUGACCAUACAACCUCUAUUGCUGGUACUAAUCUCUGCUGUUGGUGGUGCAAAGGCAGCCAAUACCUAUCUGUAAACAAAGGUGGUGACAUAGUUUGUUAACUCUGCUCCAGACUUUCAGAGCUAGAGGAAUUUGAGAAGCUUCCUGAUGGAGUUUUCUUAGAAGGGAUUUAAGAAUUGGAAUAUGAGAAUCUUGGAGGUGGUUAUUCCUAGAUUACUAGGUCAGCUUUACAACAUUUCUCAAUUGUCUUAUUGGGGCAAAUUAUUUAAGCUUUCUGUGUUUUGAUAGUCUCAUCUCUAAUUGAAGGUAAUUAUAUAUAAUUUAUGAAGGUGUUGGGAGAAUUAGAAAAGACACUUAAAGUACUCAGGACAGUGUUGGCAACUCAGGAAGCACCUGAAAGAUGUUAGCUGUGAUGAUCACCUGUCAUUUUACAGAGAAGAGAGUGGAAGUCCAGAUGUAGUUAAGGACUUGUCUAAGAUUACAGUAAUAGUUGGGGCUUCCCUCGUGGCUCAUGUGGUAAAGAAUCUGCCUGCAAUGCAGGAGACCUGAGUUCGAUCCCUGGGUGGAGAAGAUCCCCUUAGAGAAGGCAACCCACUCCAGCGAAUUCUCCAUUGCCUAGAGAAUUCCAUGGACAGAGGAGCCUGGCAGGCUAAAGUCCAUGGUGUCACAGAGAGUUGGACACUGGAGCUACUAACACUUCCAGUUUUACUUCACAGUAAUAGUGGCAGAACCAGACAAGCUUGUGCAAGGCACAACCCCUUUGAGCCUUUGUCACUUGAACUGAAAAAUGGGGGGGUUGGGCAACAUCUUCUUUUGCGACCUUCUAGUUCCAUUGUCCUUACUUGACUAACUGGCACCCUAGGGCUUAAAGAACUAAUUUACUUCCCUAAGUGCCUUCCCGUCUGGAAAUGACUUACUAUGCAGCAUCAGUAAAUUGGCAAAAAAAAAAAAAAAAUGCAGGCAACAGAGAGGGAGACUCUGAUGUGGCAUUAAUAUAAAAUAAAUAUAUUUAUAUAGAAUAUGUAAUUAUAAAUUUACAUUAUAUAUGUGAACAUAUUGUUAUUGUUCAGUCGCUAAGUCAUGUCUGACUCUACAACCCCUUGGACUGCAGCUCAUCAAGCUCCCCUGUCUCCCACUAUCUCCUGGAGUUUGUCAAAUUCAAUGUCUGUAGAGUCAAUGAUACUAUCUAACCAUCUCAUCCUCCACCGCCCCCUUCUCCUUUUGCCUUCAGUCUUUCUCAGCAUCAGGGACUUUUCCAGUGAGUCAAUCUUCGCAUCAGGUGGCCAAAGUAUUGGAGCUUCAGUUUCAGCACCAGUCAUCCCAAUGAAAAUAUUCAGGGUUGAUUUCUUUUAGGAUUGACUGGUUUGAUCUCCUUGCAGUCCAAGGGACUCUCAAGAAUCUUCCAGGAGUGCAAUUCAAAAGCAUCAAUUCUUCAGCGCUCAGCCUUCUUUAUGGUCUAACUCUCACAUCUGUAUAUGACUGCUGGAGAAACCAUAGCUUUGACUAUAUGGACCUUUGUCAGCAAAGUGAUGUCUCUGCUUUUUAAUAUGCUGUCUAGGUUUUUGAUGUCUUUCCUUCCAAGGAGCAAGUAUCUUAAUUUCAUGGCUGCAGUCACUGUGCACAGUGAUUUUGGAGCCCAAGAAAAUAAAAUCUGUUACUGCGUCCACUUUUCCCCCUUCCUCUUGCCAUGAAGUGGUGGGACUGGAUGCCGUGACCUUAAGUUUUUUGAUGUUGUGUGUGUAUACAUGUAUGAUACACUGCAUGCCUUAAGUAUCAGAGAAGGAGCCAAGUCCUUGGCAAUUAGUAUGGUAAAUAAUUACAUUGAAUACAUUUCAGUCAAUUUUGAAUGUUUCUCAGGGACUUUUAAGGUGCACAUUCUAAUAACAAAUUGAGUAUUUAUGUACCCAAGUUCAGAUUAUUUUGACAAAACGAUUAAAGUAAUGAGAUCAAAAAUAACUCUUUUUUUAUGAUGUAUAUUCCCCAGGUACUAGUGAAUUCAACAAUGAUAUAUUGGGUGUUUCUUGGUCAAGGGGUUUCUGUAAGCUCACUGGUUCUAGAAAGGGAACUGAAAUGUGAUGACGUUGCCUUUUCUGAACCACACAAGGUCUCAUUCAGCUUGCCUUCUGCUCUUUCUUGUCUGGCUUCUUCACUUUAAACCAGUGACUCCUCUCCAAGGGUGCCUGGCAAUUCUACAUAACGUACUGGAAAGGAAAUGGUUUGAUAUUCUUACCCAGGAGACUAAAAUGGCAAAUAUGCAGCUGUAUGUGGCUCCACUUUUGGUUUUAAGUCGGGACUGCUAUUUGAGUUGGAACACGUAGGAAGCCUCGAAUGAAACCAUCCCAUACAAGUAAACAGGAUAUAAGGACUGAAAUACAAAUCUACCUAAAGCAAAGCUACUCUGCGUGUUCUGCAAGCCAGUGCUGGUUUGUGAACUGCUUGUUAUCAGCCUACAAUAAGAUACAUCCUCCAUCUGUUGCACUUAUUGAUAACGAAGCAUCCUCUAGCAGUGACUGUGAUAGAACAAGCAGGAUUUCACAGAAAUAUGCAGGUGGUAUAUCUUCGGGUGAUUCUGGAUGUACCAUCAAGGAAAGAGGUGGGAAAGUCAGAGGAGACAUCAUGGACUUGGCUGUCUGUACCAGGGAGAAACUGGCCCAUGUUAGAGACUGCAAAACAGGUUCCAGUGGAAUACCUGUGAAACUGGUCACAAAUCUCUUUAAUUUAGACUUGCCCCAGGACUGGCAGCUAUACCAGUAUCAUGUGACAUAUAGUCCGGAUAUAGAAUCUAGAAGGCUGAGAAUUGCUCUGCUUUAUAGUCACAGGGAACUCUCCAACAAAGCAAAAGCAUUCGAUGGUGUCAUCCUUUUUCUCUCACAAAAGCUAGAAGAAAAGGUCACGGAGUUGUCAAGUGAAACCCAAAGAGGCAAGACUGUAAAGAUGACUAUCACUCUGACGAGAGAGCUGCCGGCAAGUUCUCCUGUGUGCAUCCAGGUCUUCAAUAUCAUCUUCAAAAAGAUCUUAAAAAAGUUGUCCAUGUACCAAAUUGGACGGAACUUCUAUAAGCCUUCUGAGCCAGUGGAAAUUCCCCAGCACAAAUUGUCUCUUUGGCCUGGGUUCGCCAUUUCUGUAUCACAUUUUGAAAGCAAACUCCUGUUGAGUGCUGAUGUGAGUUACAAAAUCCUCCGGAAUGAGACAGUUCUGGAGUUCAUGACGGAUCUCUGCCACAAAACAAGCGUAUCCUGCUUUUCCGAGACGUGUGAGAAACAGCUGAUUGGGCUUAUUGUCCUGACAAGAUACAAUAACAAAACCUACCGCAUUGAUGACAUCGACUGGUCGGUGAAACCCACGCACACCUUCCGGAAGCGGGACGGCACUGAGAUCACCUACGUGGAUUACUACAAGCAGCAAUAUGAUAUUACCUUAUCUGACCUGAACCAGCCAGUGCUUGUUAGUCUGUUGAAAAACAAGAAAAAUGACAACUCUGAGGUUCCGAUGGCCCACCUGAUUCCCGAACUCUGCUUUCUAACAGGGAUGCCUGGCCAGGCGACAUCUGAUGUCCAGCUGAUGAAGGCUGUGGCUGAAGAAACUCGUCUUAAUCCUUUGGUAAGGCAGCAGCACCUGGCCAGGCUUGCAGAUGACUUCCAGAGAAACAAGGAUGCUCGUUUUGAACUGGAGACCUGGGGGCUGCAUUUUGGAUGCCAGUUGUCUCUGACUGGCCGCAUUGCACCUGCAGAAAAAAUAAUAAUGCAAGACCACAUGUGUCAACCUGCCUCUGCAGCUGACUGGUCCAAGGAUAUACGAACUUGCAAGGUUUUAAGUGCACAGUCUUUGAAUAAAUGGUUGGUUAUAUGUAGUAACAGAGCUGAAAGUGUGACAGAGAACUUUCUGAACUGCUUGAGAAGAGUUGGAAGUCCCGUGGGAUUUAAUGUGGAUCGCCCCAAAAUCAUAAAAGUACAAGAAAAUCCAGCUGCAUUUAUUCACGCUAUACAGAAACAUGUUAAAUAUGAGGUUCAGUUGGUGCUGUGCGUUCUGCCUUCUAUGCAGACGAGCUAUUAUGAUUCCAUUAAAAAAUAUUUGAGCUCCGACUGCCCCGUGCCCAGCCAGUGUGUGCUUGCUCAGACGUUGAAUAAGCAGGGGAUGAUGAUGAGUGUCACCACCAAGAUUGCCAUGCAAAUGAUCUGUAAACUCGGGGGUGAGCUCUGGGCGGUGGAGAUCCCGUUAAAAUCCCUGAUGGUGGUUGGUAUCAAUGUCUGUAAAGAUGCAUUCAGCAAGGAAACAGUGGUGGUUGGAUUUGUGGCCAGUAUUAACCCCAGAAUCACCAGAUGGUUUUCCCGCUGUAUUCUUCAGAGAACAACAGCUCAUGUUGCAGAUUGCUUAAAAGUGUUCAUGAUCGGGGCACUGAACAGGUGGUAUAAGCAUAACCACGGUUUGCCAGCACGGAUAAUUGUGUACCGUGACGGUGUCGGCGAUGGUCAGCUCAAGACACUCGUUGACUAUGAAGUCCCACAACUGCUGAGCAGUGUGACCGAAGCAAGUUCAAAUACCAGCCCCAAACUGUCAGUGAUUGUGGUCAGGAAGAAGGGCAUGCCACGAUUCUUGGCGGAAACCGGCCGAACUCUGCAGAACCCACCCCUUGGCACUGUCGUGGAUUCGGAAGCAACACGGCCAGAAUGGUACGACUUUUACUUGAUCAGCCAGGUGGCCUUUCGGGGAACUGUUAAUCCCAUCUACUACAACGUCAUUUAUGAUGACAAUGGCCUGAAACCUGACCACAUGCAGAGACUCACGUUCAAACUGUGUCACCUCUACUACAACUGGAUGGGCCUAAUCAGUGUUCCGGCUCCCUGUCAGUAUGCACGCAAGCUGACCUUCCUAGUGGCACAAAGCCUUCAUAAAGAACCAAGUUUGGAAUUAGCCAAUUCUCUCUUCUACCUGUGAUAACGUGAACGGGAGGCAUCACUGGUGGAGGAUUCUGAGGAGCCCAUGGUGUACUCUGUACAAAUCUGCUAUAAGCUCAAGGCUGUGGCUCCGGGAAGCAGAUUGAGUGUAGUUUUAACUUCUGAGGGGAAAAAAAAAAAAAAACAUAGCAACUGAACCUGAAAUGGUUCAGAAGAAAUGAUGUUUUAUUUUAUUUUUUUAAUUUUUUUUUAUUGAAGGAUGAUAUUACUGCGCAAUAUUGUGCUUAUCACUGCCUUUCAUCAACAUGAAUCAGCCGCAUGGUAUACACAUGUGUUGUUUUAUUUUAAAGAGCUUUGUGCUCAGGGUGAAUUCUCGUUGUGGUGUAUAGAAUUAAAAUGUACCAUCACCUGUAAGGAAUACCACAAAGUUAAAUAUCCCCUCAGAAAAUAAGUGCUUGUGUGAUGUUUUAAUGGUAGGGUCUAAUUUCCACCCUAAAAUUUGCAGAAGUUUUCUUAAAUUAUGUUGUAGAGUGUUUUGUUGAGUGGUUUAAGUAGUUGUUAGAAAAUAAAGAAAAUUGAGAGCAUCACAUACGUGUUUAUUGUUAUUUGAAUUUUAGUUGACAUUUCAUGUGAACUUCAUUAUUUAAGGGUUUUCAGCAAAAACUCUUAGCCCCUAAACCACCUCACCAUCACUUUGAGUUAUAUUUCCAAAAGUGAACAUUUCACUUAUUCUUUUUUUUUUUAAUUGAACUAUUGUUAAUUUACAGGAUUGUGUUAGUUUCAAGUGUACAGCAAAGUGAUUCAGUUAUACAUGAAUAUUUACACAUGUGUGUGUGCGUGCGUGCUAAGCCACCUCAGUCGUGCCUGACUCUUUGCGAUCCUGUGGACUGUAAUCUGCCAGUCUCCUCUGUCCAUGGGAUUCUCCAGGCAAGAACAGUGGACUGGGUUGCUAUGCCCUCCUCCAGGGGAUCUUCCCAAUGCAGAGAUCAAACCCAUGUCUCUUAGUCUCCUGCAUUGGCAGGUGGGUUCUUUACCACUAGAGCCACCUAGGAAGCCCAUAUAUGUAUCAGUUCAGUUCAGUCGCUCAGUCGUGUCUGACUCUUUGCGACCCCAUGAAUUGC
This is a messenger RNA of Dama dama (fallow deer), 8854 nucleotides long. It is a transcript of the gene PIWIL4, whose product is annotated as piwi like RNA-mediated gene silencing 4. The record is from RefSeq and is a predicted model, not a curated record. Gene Ontology annotation, molecular function: piRNA binding; protein binding. The transcript has 22 exons. The coding region runs from base 5167 to 7773 and encodes 868 amino acids. Gene Ontology annotation, cellular component: P granule. NCBI's taxonomy places the organism in Eukaryota, Metazoa, Chordata, Mammalia, Artiodactyla, Cervidae. Gene Ontology annotation, biological process: regulatory ncRNA-mediated gene silencing.